AGUUUCGCUUUCUCCGUGGGCUCGCGAGCAGCGGCGGGCGCCAUUCCGGUCAGUCAAUCAGCGAUGUCGCAGCUGCUGAGAGCAUCCUCCGUUCCGACCCUGGUCGGGCUGGAAGAGGAGUUGACUUGCGCCAUCUGCCUCUGCGUCUUCGAGAGCCCGGUCACCACGCCAUGCGGGCACAACUUCUGUUUGCCUUGCCUGGAGAUGACGUGGGGCGACCUGGAGAAGAAUUUUAGUUGCCCCCAGUGCAGGAGCUGCUUCGACAGCCGGCCGGAGCUGAAGAAGAACACGGUGCUGUGCCGGGUGGUGGAGGAGUUCCAGGGCACCCUGGGUGGCCCGCCCAAGAAGGAUGAGAAAGCGAAGCAGAGGGCCAGCAGCAGUCCCCCCGCGGUGGCCUGCGAUAGUUGCCUGCAGGCGGCUGCGACCAAGACUUGCUUCACCUGCAUGGCCUCAUUCUGCCAGGAGCACCUGAAACCUCACCUGGAGAGCCCGGCCUUCAAGAGCCACCAGUUGGCUUCGCCUGUGGCGGACCUCCAGCAGCGGAAGUGCCAGGCCCACAGUAAACUGCUGGAGUUCUACUGCAAGGAGCACGGCAGCUGCAUCUGCUGCUUCUGCCUGGUCACCCACAAGAAGUGUGUCACCGUCCCCUUGGAAGAGGCCAAGGAAGAGAAGGAGUCCCAGCUGAAGCAAAGGCUGACUGAACUCUAUGCUCUGAACGAGAAGGCUGACCAGUCCUUGAACCAAGUGCGGAUGCAGCAGAAACAAAUCAGUGACACAGCUAGACGGAAGCUGGACUUGCUGAAGUCAGAAUUCCUGGAAAUGAUUGCUUUAAUUGAAGAAGAAGAAAAAGAAUCUGUCAAGAAGGUCUUAGCAGAAGAGAAGAGAGUCCGAGAUAAAUAUGAUUUUGUAUAUAAAGUCCUUGGUAAGAAAAAAAAUGAAAUUCAAGGGGAAAGAGACCAAAUCGAAAUGGCCUUGACUGAAGUUGAUGAUAUCGCAUUUUUAAAGAAGUCAGCAAAACUGCGGCAGUUACCCUUCAAAGACGUAUUCAUUCCCAAAAUAGAUUUGGAUCAAAAGUUGAUACAUGCCAUUUAUCAAAAGGCCUUUGGCCUCAAGGAAAGUGUGAAACAGUUUUUGACUCAUCCUAAAGACAAGAAUACAGAAGGAAGUACACAGUCAAACUUCAAACCACAGACCAAUUUCUUGCAACCAGGAAAGAAAAAAAAUGAAUCAACAUUGGAUCAAAUGAUUGCUGACUUUUGGGCCAGAAGCACUAUGAACUACCCUGAAGGGGCUGCAAAGGGAGAUGAUCAGCCACCAGAUUCAUCACAGGAGAAAGCCACGGAAGAGGCGACUGCUUCUGGUGCUCCAGAAUCCAAGGCAAGAAGGCGACCUGCUAAACGGUCACAAAGUCCCAACCAGAGAGGAAGAAGCUCCAGCAGGACUCAGUUAACAACCCUUGAAAGCUUUUUAGCAAAGUCAAGAGAGGAACUUUUGGAAUUUGCUUCACAAUUCACUCUGGAUUACAAAACUGCCCAUCAGAAAGUGCUCUUAUCAGAGAGGAACACCAAAGUAUCUGUGGCAGAUACCCCCCAGAACUACCAGUACCACCCCCAGCGCUUCAGCUACUGUUCCCAAGUGGUGGCUUUCCAGUGUUUCAAGAGGGGCAUUCAUUACUGGGAGGUGGAAGUGGAGAACAACUCUUUCUCUGGAGUCGGGGUCUGUUACGGGAGCAUGGCAAGGCAUGGGGUGGAAAGCCGCCUGGGGCGCAAUGACUGCUCGUGGUGCAUUGAGUGGUGCAAUGGCAACCUCUCGGCCUGGCACAAGGAUGUUGGAAAGAACCUGCCCCCCACCAAGGUGAAGAAGAUUGGUGUCCUGUUGCACUACGAAGGCGGCUUUCUGAUUUUCUUCGGCAUCAGUACAAAAACCACCCUGCUCUACAAAUUCCAAGCGCAGUUCACAGAGGCACUCUAUCCUGCAUUCUGGGUGUUCUCCAGCAAAGCGGCCAUCUCGAUCUGCCAACUGAAAUGACGGGCUGGGCAUGUCAGCACUUGCAGACUCACCCAAGCAAACCCAUGCCAAUACCCCCCCUUCUCCCCACACCCCAAGUUAGAAGCCAGUUUUGUGUGUAGCUUUCUUGUUGAUUUCAAAAUGAAGUUUCCUACUUGGAUGCUCUUCACUUGCUUUGCAGGGCUGUUAGUGAGACCAAGAGUCUCUUGCCCAAGCCUCAUUGAAAUGUGCUUUGGGCAAGCAGCCCGUGCAGAACUUGGUGGACUGCAGUCAUUGGGCAGGCUGAACUCUUCGCUUUCCCCAAGUCACUCUGCAGAAGUGGGAAGCAAGUGCAUCUCUGUGCAGGAGGCUUCUUUGCUUCUUCUCCAGUGGAUGCCUCAACAUGCAGCCAGAAGUGCAGAGCACAAAGAGUAUGGUGCUUUCUGUGCCCUUGUUGCUGCCGCUUCUGUGCAGAUGACUCAGUUCAGAAUUCUUCGCAUCCGUGGUGUGGAUAUGGGCAAAGGGACCGAAGCCUCACAGUCCCACUUCCACUUUCUCUCUUGUAGUGAUCAGCCUUCUAAGUAGGUUUUUAAGAACUUGUUUUGAUGGUUGUGCCAGGAACUACAAGGGACUUGGGUUCUGAUAAAUGAGAACAGGCCUGGAGCUAUGUAGAAGGUGGGAGGACUUUUCUUCUCUUGUAUCAAACACUGCUGAUGCUACUUUUGAAAAGCAGGGAAGGUACUACUUUGAUAAAACUGCAAGUGGGAGGAAGGGCCCUUCUGAGAAGGUGGAACAUUGAAUUGUGGGGUUUCUUCUUGCUUUCAGUGUUCAAAAGGGCCCCUUCCUCUUCUUUCCUUCCAAUGUUUUGAAGGCAUCUUAUUCUUCGUAUGUGAAGAUGUUGGGAAGUCCCUCUUGUGCCACUUGAUAAGCCCCUCUUAGCCUGAUUCAGUUAUCAAAGCAAUGCAGGCAUAAGGAGCUGAAGCUGUAGAGGGCUUUCAGCAAUACUCUGCCGGCAGAGACAGGAAUGUCAGAAGGGGGAUUGUCAGGCUGUGGUUGUGCUUCUCAGACCAGCCUUUGGUGGAAGUGGGGGAGAUGACCCCCCCAAUUAUCUCAACUAAUCCAUUUUAAACACCUAUGUGUGAGUGAUUGCGUGACACAAAAAGUUCUCCUCUUGGUCUUUCAGUCUUUGCUGCAAGGGUUUGCCUCUUGGGAGGAAGGUUGGGGGGGUUGUUCAGAAUGCUUCAGGCUAGGCUUGUAGCGUGAAUCUUCCACUGGCCACCGUUGGGAGGAGUCCCUUAUCCCUUUCGCUUGUCAUACGUAGCCCUUCAGGUGCAUUCAUUGACAGUGUUUGUCUGUGGAGCAAAUGCUCAAAGGAUCACUUGUGUGAUUUCAAGAAGGGUGAACAACCAGUGUAUCAAAUGUAAUCACAAAUCUUCCCACCUGCCAUUUCAAACAUAUUCUAUGAACUGUCUGUUUUUUCCUUUUUAAAAGCAGACAGUAAGUGGGAAAGAACCUGAGAAAGCUGGAGGACUUGGUCUCUUGGACAACCUAUUUAGCCUUCCUGUGGCUUUGAUGGUUCUUCAGAAGUUGAUAUAUCCUGGUUCUAGCUGUUGUGCAUCCUGGCCACCAAAGACAACUUAGUUGUUCCUCGUUUACCAGAAAAGAGUGACAAACUAGAGACCCUGCUAAGGGGUCUUAAGACCUUGUUUACUUCACACCAAUGGUAACAAGAACUGUCUUUUCCUGGUACUGGAAAAUACAGAAUUGGAAAGAAGCUUGAUCCAAAUAUUGUGGCUUAAGAAGUCCCACAUUUUAGGAAGCACACAUGCUAUCAGGUGUAGAGAAGUACCUAUAUUCUGGCUGAAGUUAAAUGAACUGAGGGAGUGUCAGUGCUUUCAGUAUGAACCCAGAUCUGUGGAGCAAGUUUGAGAUGAACACAAAGUAUGAUUCCCACAAGCUGGCUCUUGUUUUUAAAGUAAGAAGUCAUAAGUUUCUUGCUAUAGUUAUAGAGUCCAGUCAGAGAACACUGUUGGGAAGAAAUGAAGGAGAAAUGGGACAGCUAAAAACAGCAAGCUGUGGUGUUGACAGGAAGCAAAAGAACACUAAACCACUACUGGGGCCUUGGUUGGUCUCAGCAGAAAGAAUGAUUGGGAUAAAGGUCUAAUGUAGCCUCUUGCAAUAUACUGAAGCUCCGUAGUCUAUGGGAACUCUAGGUGAUAUUUCUUCCACAAUUAAGCCUUUGCACACUUGAUCUGGGAUGUGAGUACUUCUCAUUUUAUGAAGAAAGCUGUAGUUCUAUUUCCUCACAAGGACUACUAGGAGGUCACUAGUAAUGCUUUUGGGACUAUGUUCCCCCAAAUGAAGUUUUGUCUCUUACUUUAGGCUUUCUCAUUACAAAUGAUAGUUGGGAUUUUGAUGCACUUUUCCAUGUGCUUAAAAGAAAUCCCACAAGAUGGAAGGCACCUGGAUCUAGUUUUCCUUACUCACAUUUUGUGUGAUCUGGGAUAUGUUCACUAUGGUGACUUAACUAGUUUCUGUAUUUCUUUGUGCUGGGGAUAUGAUCACAACUGAAGUCUUUUCCAGAUAAUGAAGUCUUAUGGCGAUACUGGAAUAGUUCUAAGGAUUUUGAAAUAUCUUUGUGAUUCACAGGGAAUUCUGUGUUUAUAGAGAUCACUACUUUUACCUUAACAGAGUUUAGUCUUUAGCCUGGCAUGAUAUUGUCCAUUGGCUAAAUAUUGAUCUUUUUGAUUAUUAAUAGAAAGUUAGCCUGUUCUUACACUGUGGUUUACUCAGCUAAGAGUAGCUGAGCCUUACUUCUCAGCCUCACUUCUCAGCCAAGAGUAGCAUUGCUGUAAUCUCAUGGCAAGAUGGCUGGUGGCAUAAUACUGAUGCAUCUGUUGAGCUGGAGUUACGCAUAUUAUACACCUUGCUGGCUUCAGGGUAAGGGGGUGAAGCCUCAUGCUUUGCCUUUGAAACCAGUGGUUUCUUGGCUCAGUGAGGCCUGCUGUGUAAUCUAGUUUUUUAUGUGGAACCCUUCUCUGAGAAGCAAUGCUUUCCUGAUGGCUGCAUUUGCAUGGGAUACAUACUAAACUAUUAUGAUGACCUAGCAUGUAGAUUAACAUUUUCUGCCAAACCCUUUCAGCAUAGGAAAUGAAAGCCAUCUGGGUUAUAAGCACAGCUGUGAGGAAAUGGUUUCAGCACACAUGGGUGCUUAUAUCGAAACAGCAGAAAACAGAAAUUCAAGCUGCUUCUCUGUAGAAUCUUGCAAAAUUAUGUAAUCAAAACAUGUAGUGAAAGUUUCUGCUUCUUAUGAUGAGUAACAUUGAUCUGUGGGUUGCUUUAAGAAGUAGAGAUUAAAAAUAAAUGUUGUCUCUUAAACACUGUUGUUAAGCUCCUAACCUUGCUUUUUCGGUUUGUAAUCUGCCUGUUGCCAUCUUGGACAGUCUCAAUUGUAAAGCUGUGAUAUAUCCAAGAUUACCUAGCCUGUUCUUGUAGUGGAUCAGACUUGUUACAUGACAAUUCAAUAAAUUUUGAUUGUGAUCAUU
Messenger RNA from Varanus komodoensis (Komodo dragon), 5531 nucleotides. Its product is annotated as E3 ubiquitin/ISG15 ligase TRIM25-like. Gene Ontology annotation, molecular function: protein binding; zinc ion binding. The coding region runs from base 64 to 2028 and encodes 654 amino acids. The record is from RefSeq and is a predicted model, not a curated record. NCBI's taxonomy places the organism in Eukaryota, Metazoa, Chordata, Lepidosauria, Squamata, Varanidae. The transcript is spliced from 10 exons.